AUUCUUAGUAAUAUUUCUUCUUUAAUUAGGGCUGAAUAUUGGAAGUCUCAACCCAGGAAGCUGUGUGAGUUUUGCAAGUGUUGGAUUACAGACAACAAACCGGUAUUUAAACUUUUGGCUAGCACCAGAGAAGUUUAAAUCCAAUAUUAACUAGUUAAUGGUUGAUUUGAGGUGAUAUUUGGACCGAUAAUUGAUCUGAAUAGAGAUUUUUUAACCUGUUUGCAUACAUCUUAAUCUCGACACCCCCUCCUUUACUUUUUUUAGCCUCAAAUUUAUUAGGACACAAAUAAUUUCAUCUAAUUACAGGUCAAUACAAUAAUGUUUGGGUGAUCAUUGUCUUACUGUUAGGAGAAAUGAUACUGAUCAGGGCUAGGGCAUAAUGGGUUAAAAUACUGCAACUAAGCACACACAACAACAACACCGAAACCUUUAAAGAUUGUUAUGUUAUUUUGUAAGUUGUAAACAUUGCAUGUUCUUGUGUAUGUGUUUUAUGACGUUAAUUUUUACCAGUUAUGUAUGAGAUGCUGCUCCUCUGCUAGUACAGUUAAACCUUCAUGUGCCACUGCUUCUCUUAUCAACCACCUCCUAUAAUUGCGACCACUUAUCCAAAACACCAAAAUUUUCUCAGUCAAAUCCUUAUGGUUCCUUAUGGAACCUCUUGUAAAUGCCCACCUCUCGUAAGCGACUGCAACCACUUCUUAGGAUGAUGGUUUUAGAAUUUUCCCUUGUUUGUAAUCUCUUCUAAGUGACUGUCUGAUCUUUGUGUUCACUGUAUGUGUUAUGCCACUCAGAGUAUGAGAAAAACUUUUAGAAACAACAUGGAUUUACAUUAUGUUGUAACCUAAAAGUUGUAUGCAAUACAUCCUUUCCAAAAAGUACAUGUCAUCUCUUACAGGUGGACUCUUGUAAGCAACCACUAUCUCUUCUCAUUUUGGGUGGUUGUUUUGGGUGCUGUAGCUGAUUUUCUUUACUAGGUCUCAUGUAAUUAGCAAUAGCCUUAGGACUAUAGAGCAAACCAUUGAAAUAAUACCCCUAACCCUCAGAACAAAUGGUAAAGAUGAAAAGCUUCUUUUGCGAUCAUCACCAAGUGAUGGCACUGCAAAAUGUCUCAGCUAUUUAAAAAUCACAUUUCCCGAAAGUGUCCAUACCGUUGUCCAAAUUCAAUGAAGAUUCCCACAGGGUUAAUCCAUACUACAGAAUACUUUCCCUAAAUAUGCAGAUGUACAAUGGUUUGUUCCCUAGAUGAGUAUAACAAACAUUUACUACUUGGGUAAGGAUCACAUUUGGAGCUUUGAAUUUGGUUUUCAUGACACCAUGCAUUUUUAAUGAUUUUGACACCAUGCAGCUAUUAUUGAUAGUGUUUUUAAUAGAUUUACUUUAUAAAAACCUUAUGUAGCUAUUGGAAUUGAGUGCUAUAAAAAUGUGUUAUUGUAAUCCUUUGUUAGAGAAGAAAAUAUAUUCUUCCUGCAAACAUUCGCUAACUGAUGCCUUUCUUUGUCACUUUGCUUUAGAGUGUAGAGUUUCAUGAGAGAGGCAAGAAACACAAAGAAAAUGUUCAGAGAAGAAUUGAAGAGGUCAGUGAAUAAUUGCACAUGAGGUAGUUAUUUUUAAAGAAAUUUGGCUGCUGCAUCAGUUUAAGAGUAGGAAAACAGGUGUCAAUGACAUGUCCUAUUCAGUCAGUGUUAACAAAAAUCCUAUUCAGUACUACACUCAUCCAUACCUUCUUAUGAGGUGUCAACUAUGGUACAUGUAAUAAAGAUCAUUAGCCACCAUUGUCACCAUUGGCUUUUGAUUCUGGGUGUCCAAAUAGUGGCUGGUCAUCAGUAUGAAACUGCAUGUCAUGAAAUUAAUAUUUGCACAUUGUGUCCCACGUGGGAAAAAGUUAACUUUUGAGGUGCACAACAUUUUGCUAUAUUUUGUGUAAUUUUUGCUUCGUUUAAUUUAGAUUUAAAUUUCUUACAUUUUCAUAGGGUAACUAAAUGUAAAUUUUUUCUUUAAGGUGGGAAAUAGCCUCUUGAUCACAAAAGAUAAAUUUGUAGUUAGUUCAUUCUGUUAAGGUGUAGUUUAUUCGUUUCUUUGGAGUUUAUUAUUUUGUUUGCAAUGUUAAUUGUUUGCCACAGGUUAGGAAGAAAAGUAAAGAAGUUGGCAAGGCUGAAAAACAACUGCAAAUGGACCUUGCAGCUAUUGAAGCAGUUAGUCUACAUUUUAUUAAUACUUCUAUUUAAAUAUUUCUUUCUGUAGUUUUAUGCAUUGGCUCUGUUAUUGACCUGACAUACAUUUCUUUCACUGUUCAUCACUGUUAUCGCUCAUAGAUACUUAGUUAAGUGUCUUAAUACUGUUUAUUAAAGAUGCACUGGGUAAAAGACAAGUGUGGGCCUGUUUUUGGUAACUGAAUACUUGAAACUGUUAUUGGCAAACCUUAAAGGUGAUGUCAUCAUGAUGACCAUUAUAAAAAGGUCACCUCUAUUAUAUAUUAGUUAAAACCAGAGUGGUCUAUCAUCAAUGCUGCGUUCUGAUUGGUUGAGCUACUACUAGGCUAUAUGUUGUAGCCCACUAAUAGCGAAAAGCGCCGGCUUUGAAAACCAAAACAAAGGCGGCUGAAUCGCAUUUUGCUAGCUAAAGUUGUUUUGUCUUGAUAUUUUUGACCAACUAGUUGGAUUUUACUAAAACAAUAAUUGUUUUAAUAAUUAUUAUUCCUCUUGCCCUCAUGGCCUCUGAGCCCAUUCGGGCUCGAGGAAUAAUUGUUAAUUAGUCAAGAGGUUUGACUGUACUAAUGUGAUGUAGACCGUGAGCCAGCAUUGUUAUCUGGCUGCAGGGUUGGGAUUUGAAUUUGUUAUCUUCUUUCCAGGCAGCUGUCAUAGUGGUGAAAAUAUCUUGCUUGACCUCUAAUCACACAACAUUCAGUUUCUUCUUAAACUUAAACUCAAAGGUUAAGAAUAAAGCUAGUUAUCUUCGAAGAAAAAUGUCAUAAUUUUAUAAAUUUUAAUUAUUUUUUCCUUGAUCAGCAUGAUCAUAAUAAAAAGAAGUAUUUAUAUCUAUUACUGUAUUUUGAAGAGUAAAUAAUGGUUUUUUAAAUAAAACUUUUAGGUAGACUUAAACUUACUAAUCCCUUUGUAAUAAGUGUGAUUUUGUUUUUUCACUCGUAGGCUGCCCUUAAGGCUUAUCAGAAAGAUCUGAAUAUACAAACUCCUUCCUCCAAGUCUGAAACCACAGAGGAGUCUACGACUAAAACAGCAGAAAAUGAAACCUGUUCUAAAGGAGAAACUACUGCAGGUAUGUGUGUAGUUUUUAAGAAAAAAAAAGAAUGUUGAUUUUAGCUUAUUUUAAUUAAAAUAGUUUGACCUGUAAUAAAAAGAAGUGUAGGUUGAAUUUUAGUUUUAUUGUUUUUCCUUCAUUAAAAAAUUUUAACAAGGGAUACACAAAUGCAAAAUUGAACCACAACAUAAUAAAAAUAAUAAUUAAAAAUGCUCUACGUUAUUUCCUUCUUGAAAUCAUUGUUUUCAAAUCUGCAAUGUCAUUAACUUUAUUUUGCAUACAAUUCAAUUUGGCCUAAGAUUUUUUUCUUUUUAUCCAGGUUUGGCCAUGACAUUAAUUUGACAAUUAAGCUUGAUGUGAAUUUUUAGUUGUUCUAAUGUACAAUGUUCAGUAGACGUUGGUGGAUGGUUGUUAAUUUAACUGAUUCUUUCGCAGCCAAUAGUCAGUCAAGCAUUUAACUUAUAUAUAGGUCUUCAUAUUUUAUUAUUGACUGGUUAUUACUAUACAAUGACCUUAUUGGGGGAUUAAAUCUGAUGGUGACAUGAUACUUGACCAAAAUAAGAAGUGGCCAGACAUCAGCAAGAAUACACUCAUUCUGUUGUUCAAUAAUAUUAUACCAGCCAACCAUGAAACAAUGGUCUGACAGUGUUAGUCCCUUGUUGUUGUUAUAUCAAACCCCAUGCACUUCCCACUGUAUUUACAUGAUUUGGCUAACGGUUGUAGGUAAAACCAAUCUCAUGUUAAAACAAUAUUUAACCUAGUUUGGCUCAGACAACUUUAAUUUAGGAAACUCUAGUAUAACGAGAGAACAGAUUUUUCCUUCAACUUACAUACCACCUGAAAUUGGACUUACUAAGUGGACAGGCAAUGUGUCAACAGACUGUACAUCAGCCCUUUGCUUCGUUUAAGACACCUUUGAACAUGUUUGUGUUUCUUGCAGCCUGCUUUGUUUCAUAUGAAGGUAGUUUAGCCACUAUGACCUGCACUCAUGGCUGGAAUAUUUGGCAAACACCUGAAGGCUAUUAUUACUAUUACAACACAGCAACACAAGGUACAAUGUAACAAACUUUUGGAGAUUAUUGAUAACUUUAUAGACAGUACUAGCUGAACUGAGUACAGUGCAGUUUAGAAAAGUUAGGCCAACUCUGGACUCCUGUAACUACAGCUGACAAAUUACCACUCUUAAAAAUUGGGCUUUGAGCUUUUCAGUAUAAUAAAGGCUAACAUUAAAUAUGGAGCUGGGCUGCACUCUCCUGUGUUCUGUACUGUAUGAUUACAUCAUUGUUCACAACAAAAAUUGUCUGGAGGCUGCCUGGUUGGUUGUGUGCAAGUAUAAGGUGGUUUCGUAACCUCUAGAAUAGGAUAGGUUGAUGAGCAGGGGUAUGGGAGGGGGGUGGGUAUUGCAAAUGUAAGAAACUCCUCUCAUCAUCUGAAGAAGUUGGCAUCUUUAAAUCACUAGUUAUUGAAUUUGAUUUCCACUCUCGAUAACCUGUCACUUGCUCAGGCAAGAAUGAUUUGAAAAAAUAUUAGUUAAAUGUUUGUGAAACAGGAAUGUCCACAUAGAGAAUAAUGCUAAAUGUACAGACUGGGUGUAAGUUACUUGCCUUCGGCAAAAUAAGAAUUCUGAGACUCCAGUAGUAAUCUAUCACAGAUAUUGAUUCCUCUUAGUUGGGAAGAGGAAAAUUUUCUUUUUCAAGAUCUCAGGUAACACUUUGUCAGUUAGUAUCAAUCAUCACAUGCUCUGUGACCGUUUAUUUAACCUCCAACCAGUCAUAUACUAUUAAAGUAUAAGCUUAAGUAAGCUUAAUUUGCCAUUCUAGAACUUUUACCUAUUAUUUGUUCCAGUCUGUAUGUCUGUACAUAGCUCAGCAUUUUAUUAUUAUAUGUACAUGUAAGAGUGGCCAUGAGGCCAGUGCCAGCCAAGGUUUCAUUUACAUGAUGAAGCAACUCAACAUGAUUCCUUUUUUUUUUCUUUAAGUAACACAGUGGGAAUCACCAUCAUGUUUGUUGCCAACAGCACCACAGAAUACAAGGUAUGCUAUUUUAAUGUUUUAUCUUUCAUUGUUUUGAAAUUAUCAUUAUUAUUACUGUUAUUUUUUAUUAUUUUGACCGUGACACUUGAAGUCUUCUUAUCAAGUUGUUCUUUUUUCAUUCAUGAUAUUCAUUCUUUGUAAUAAUUUUUAUAAAACUUUCAGCCAUUCAGAGAAAAAUAAACCUACAAGUGAGGGUCCCCAAGUUGCUCUUCAAGAUGUAAGUUUUAAAUUUAUGCUGUUAAGUAGGUCUGCUACAAAGCGAAAUAAAUAACAAAAGCGAUUUCUAAAAAAAGAUUAAAAUAUGAAGUCAACAAAUACCUUAUCUCCUUGCAGGUAAAUGGAAUAUUGUGUUACGGUUAUUAUCUGCAGUGUUCUUUCUUUACAAUUUUUCUAAUCUAUCAACUGCCCUUUGUCUUCCCUACUACAUUUUGAGCUCUGUGCUGACCUGUGCUUAGCACCUUGUUUACUCUAUAAAAUUCUGCUUGUUUUAGGCUUUUUUGAAUGUGAAGAGUGACAUGUAAUCGAGACCGGAGGAAAAAAAAAAAACGUAAGAGAAGGAGAGGGACCUACACCCCCUUGCUGGUUUUCCAUUCUUUGCGCUGUCGUCACUACACACACGUAUCUGAAUGCCUGGCCAUGCUACUCUAUAAAUAAACAUAACUGAUAAAAUAACACAGACUAUGGUUAAAUAUUAAAUGUUAUCACAGGAAUCAGAGGAAAAUCUCUGACUUUGAUUGAAUUGUUCCACCUCAGGGUUAUGUCAGUCUAAGAAAGGGGUUGAUGCAUGGGCAGUCAAACCAUCUUGGAUUUGCCCUGUUGCUGGGAAUCAUGACCACAUACAUGGCAUAAUUAUUGAUAAAUUUUCACUGAUAAGUCAAUAAAAGCUAAUGGUUUGCAUUGAUACAUAGACUGUGAAAAAAAAAGAAAGUUAGUUUAUUUUCCUGUCCGUGGAGUUUCCUGUUGCUAUCAACAGGAAACUCAACGGACAGGCAAAUAAACUAACGUGAAUCAACUUUCAACACACCAGAAGUAUGGUUGUAACAAAUUGUGCAAACCUGUUGAUUUAAUACUACUGAGGUUCUUAGACUUUUAGUCUCGUGAAUAAGCUCUUAUUUGCUUUAUUUAUUUGCAGAAAAGCGACAAAAGUAAAACUAGCGAAACAAAAAAGGAGGAGGCGAAGAGCUCUCCUUACGGACAAUGGACUACAGUGCAAACAUUUGAACCCUUACCGGACACGUAAGUCUAAAAAGCUGGUGUGCUUAUUGGAAAGAAAAUGACGGGGAGGUCGCGGCAGGAGCAUCGAGGGUGUCUUUGUAAGAGUAGUGGGAUCAUGCUCGCUGUGAUCUGAGAUCUUAGUUCAGAUGAUUGCGGUAUUGGGCGAUAAGGUAAAGGCGUUGGCAAUGUCUCCUUUUGGACAUGUUGUAGAACCAGCCGCCCCCACGAACGCGUGACGAAUCAGUUAGAAUGUCUGCGGGGAAAGUAAAGGAGUACUUGAUGCUUCACCAUCACAACAUCGUAUUAUAUUUUAUUCUUUCUGUUUCUAGAAAAAAGGAAAAUUCGUCAAAUGGUAACGAUGAAAAGCAAGUCCCUACAGGGGAGUCUGUUCCAAAGGAAGUCAAAUUCAAGGAGCGCUCAACUCCCAAAAUCACUUUCCGUUCUGAUGGCGCCGGCAGUGAAGUUGCAUUCAAGAAACGGAAACUCAACCCUGGGAAGAAAAGGAACGUACGGCAGACAGAUCCCAACAAAAUAGGCUGA
Porites evermanni is the source of this 7043-nucleotide messenger RNA. NCBI's taxonomy places the organism in Eukaryota, Metazoa, Cnidaria, Anthozoa, Scleractinia, Poritidae. The record is from the annotation of a GenBank genome assembly.